AUGGCGGAGACUCCGAUCCUGAUCGGUGUGGGCGAUAUCAUCAACCGUAAUCUAGCAGUUCAUCAUGCCGCGGAACCACUCGAGUUGAUGCUCAAUGCUAUAUCUAUUGCAUUACAGGACACUGGUCUCUCGUCGCAAGCCAUAGCAAACCUCAAGACCAAAAUCGACAGCAUAGAUGUUAUCCGUACCUGGACCUGGCCAUAUCCCGAUCUUCCUGCUUUACUUGCUGAGAAAUUGGGCACUAAACCAAGUCACACCUUCUGCUCUCCACAUGCAGGUACUCAGCCUGCCAAACUGGUCGAUGAAGCAGCUCGUAGAAUUGCAAACGGAGAAACAAGGUUGGCAGUAGUGACAGGAGGAGAGGCUCUGGCAUCGCUCGCUGCAUGUGCGAAGGCGGGCGUAAUGCCUCCGCCAAACUGGACUCCGGUCGACACACCCGUCACUCAAGUAUUCGCGCCUUCGACAAGCGAAAUGGCCAAAGGGAUCGGAGCCAAGCACACCAUCGGAGCACCUAUUCAGGUGUAUCCACUUUUCGAGAACGGCCUACGUGCUCAAAGAGGACAGUCUAUAGAGGACAACAACACGGAAAGCGCGAAGCUCUAUGCUAGCUUUGCCCAGGUUGCCAACAAGACGCCUCUGGCGUGGAACUUUCCCAAAACGGCAGAAACAGAGGAGACCAUAGGACGUGUGUCCAGUCGAAACCGCAUGAUCAACCCUCUUCUGAUGAACGCGUUCAAUACUGUGAAUCUGGCUGGAGCAGUGGUUUUGACAUCCACCUCGUAUGCUCGCGAGCUAGGUAUCGCUCAAGACAAGUGGAUCUACGUGCUUGGAGGGGCCGGCACGCAAGACAGUGACAACUUCUGGGAACGACCAAACUUCUACUCCAGUCCUGCUAUCAGUCGCACGUUGGACGCCGGGCUCGAAGCUUGUGGGCUUGGUAAAAAGGAUAUUGACAUGUUUGAUUUCUACAGCUGUUUUCCAAUCGUACCCAAGCUUGCCUGUCUCCAUCUUGGCCUGGAUAUGUUGAAGCCUGAGAAACCAAUCACUUUACUCGGUGGUCUGACGAGUUUUGGCGGAGCAGGCAACAACUACUCUAUGCAUGCAAUGACAAUCAUGGCAAAGAAAUUACGUGCAGGAGACGGCACAAGUGGUCUGGUUCUCGCAAAUGGCGGCGUCCUGACAUAUCAGCAUGUUCUCUGCUUGUCUUCGCGACCACGUGCAGAUGGUCGAUCUUAUCCUGCUCGCAAUCCUCUACCUCCUAGUCUUAGCAGUGAUUCGGUGCCUGUCAUUGACGAGACCGCCGAGGGUGAAGCCAUGAUCGAGACAUACACAGUCGACUUUGACCGCAAGAACGUGCCUUCGCUCGGCCAUGUUGUGGGAAGGCUCAAGAUUUCCGGGCACAGGUUCAUUGCCAAUCAUGGAGAUGCGACAACAUUGAAACGACUUGCAAGCAGAGCCGAGGAGCCAAUUGGCAAGAGCGGGUACGUGCGACCAAGUACUCAGGGAGAGGGAAGAAACCUGUUCUUCUUGAACGGCGGUGCAAGGCUCUAG
This is a messenger RNA of Aureobasidium subglaciale EXF-2481, 1551 nucleotides long. RefSeq lists its product as uncharacterized. The transcript is spliced from 4 exons. Gene Ontology annotation, molecular function: acyltransferase activity. The record is from RefSeq and is a predicted model, not a curated record. Bases 1 to 1551 code for a protein of 516 amino acids. NCBI's taxonomy places the organism in Eukaryota, Fungi, Ascomycota, Dothideomycetes, Dothideales, Saccotheciaceae.